Messenger RNA from Tachyglossus aculeatus (Australian echidna), 2964 nucleotides. RefSeq names its product NK3 homeobox 1 (gene NKX3-1). NCBI's taxonomy places the organism in Eukaryota, Metazoa, Chordata, Mammalia, Monotremata, Tachyglossidae. Gene Ontology annotation, cellular component: nucleus. The record is from RefSeq and is a predicted model, not a curated record. Gene Ontology annotation, molecular function: DNA-binding transcription factor activity, RNA polymerase II-specific; RNA polymerase II cis-regulatory region sequence-specific DNA binding. Gene Ontology annotation, biological process: regulation of transcription by RNA polymerase II; cell differentiation. Bases 1 to 879 code for a protein of 292 amino acids. The transcript has 2 exons.
AUGAAUGAAGGGCUGGCCCGCCCCCCCGCGGCGGCGGCUGGGCGGGCAGCCCGGAACACCUGGGGCAGCGCGACGGCCAAUGGGAAGCGGCCCCCGGGGCCGGGCAGCCAAUGGGAGGGCGGCGCGGCUCCCGGCCGCGAGGCUAUAAAAGGGGCGGCCGCGGCGGAAAGCGAAAGUGGUGGCGGAGCCCCCCGGCCGAGGAGGAGGAUGCUCCGAGCCCGGGACCCGCUCCCGUCCCCUUCCCCGUCCCGGCGGGCGGAGGGCGGCCGGGACCCGGGGCGUCCCCCCGGGGCGGCGGCGGCGGCGUCCGGGCUUGGCCCCCGGCCCACGGCGCUGCCCGCCCCCAAGCCGCUCACCUCCUUCCUCAUCCAGGACAUCCUCGGGGACGGCGCGGGGCCGGAGGAGCCGGGCCCCUCCGAGGGGCUGCCCGCGACCCCGGACCCCGACAGGCCCGCGGACGCAGAUACCCACUUGGAGACUUAUCUGUUGGACUGUGAGAACACUCCAAGCGCCUUCCCAGGCCUCCCCAAAACCCAGAAGCAGCAGAAACGGUCGCGGGCCGCCUUCUCCCACACUCAAGUCAUCGAGUUAGAGAGGAAGUUCAGUCAUCAGAAGUACCUGUCGGCCCCCGAGAGAGCCCACCUAGCCAAGAACCUCAAACUCACUGAAACACAAGUGAAAAUAUGGUUCCAGAACAGACGGUACAAGACCAAGAGAAAGCAGCUCACCUCUGACCUCGGAGACCUCGAUCCGAACUCGACCCUGCCAGGUCUUAAAGAAGAGUCCUUGUCCAGGGCCGCGCUGAUCUCCAUGUAUAACAGCUGCCCCUACUACCCCUACUUCUACUGCUUGGGAGGCUGGAGUCCCGCUUUCUGGUAACCGCAAUUAAGUGGUGACUGAUGGACUUGCCACCCCUGCUUCGUGCUUCAAAAGUCAAGGACGGGUGGAGGGGGCAGAGGGAUGUCAUACGCGCAGGGAAGGUUGUAAGCAGAAGACACUGGCGGAUUAGCUGAAUCUGUGAUGCUGUAUAUUUAAUAUUUAAAUACUUGAUUCGUCCAACAGGGCAGGUUAGAAAUUGAAGACUGCAUCUGGUGUGUUCUUUAGUGAGGUUUAAACUCAUGUUGCUCCGUUUCAUUUUGAAAAAUAAUAUUUAGUGUUUCCAGAACUGGGUUUUCCUGGUCGAGAGUUAGCUAGCAUCAUACUCUGAUUUCUCUGUGUUCUGUUUCUCCAGCCUAAGCUCCAGUGUAAAUUAUAACUCUCACAUUUUGUGGAUGUUCUGCAGUUUGGAUUAAUAUCUAGAAAGUCUUCUAUUAGGCAUGUAAGUUUUCCCAGAAUGACUGGAAGUGUGAAUAAUGUUCCCUCCCCACCCUGAGGGAGCCCAAAUGUCCUGCUUUUAGUCCCAGAAUUAAACAGGAGCAGGACAUUGUUGGGCUGAUGGAAAUUGGGAGGGGUUUUUUUCUAUGUUUUUUAUAGACCUCAGACCUAGAACUUAAAGUGGCCUAAUUAAAAUUAGCUUCAUUCAAAAUGAUCAAUUUUUUUUUCUGAUUUUGCGUGAUGCUAUAGCACCUCAUUCUUUAUUCUUGACACAUAUCUCUGGUCUAGUUUUAAUCUUUGUCAGACUAUUAUCAGCUCUGUAGAAUUUAGCCGGUAAAAGACAACCACCCCCCUGUCUUUUGCAGCCCAACUGCCUUAUUUCACAGAAGUAGAAGGAAUUAGCUGUCUUUUCAUCCCUCUAAAACUUAGAUAGGUCCAAACCCUGAAAUAUUAGCGUGAACAGUGCUUUGCACAUAGUAAGCGCUUAAUAAAUGCCAUUAUUAUUAUCUGUGGAACAAUUAGCACUUUUUCAUGCUUUUAAAAAAUGAUCUGAAUCCUGUUAAUAGUGAAGCUUAAUCUGACCUGGGAAAGUGAUAUUAUUUUGUUUCUGAACCUUUAUACAUUAUACAUUUUAUUUAAAGAAAUGGAACACCACAGUGGCUGCUACACAGAGACAGUCUAUAAAACAGUUCCUAAAUGAAUCAGCAACAAGACUUUUGGAGGGAAAGGAACAGGAGUGGAAGGCAAUAGAUAAGGAGAAAUUCACCAGCUCUGUGAUGUCUGCUAUAAGGUGACUCGGUAGGUUAGACAUCCAAACACAUUUUCUAGUUGGUAACUACAGGUUUCAAACAAGGGGUCAUUUAGUUUGGAAGUUUUCCCACUUCCCAACUUCCCUCCUAGAAACAGGGCUCAUUUGCAAGCUCUGCAAGCAAGACUGCCACAAGAUGAUGGGUGGUUGAGCCACUUGACAACAUUGCUGAAGCCUUGGGGGAGGAACAAAAUGAGUUCCAACCCUUCUCCAAAUGUCACAUUCAUUCCCAUAAUAUGAUUGGCUUUAACUGUGUACCUGUUAAAAUUGCUCCUUGAUCUUUCUAUAUCCAUUCUUUGAUAGACUCCUACCCUUCUUCCAAAUUUAAUUCUUAAUUUGGGAAUUAUGAAAUUCUGAACAUUCUAUCAUGAUUAAUGUUGGAAACAAUUUUUUCAACCCCCCCCCCCCCCCCCGAAAGAAACCCUCCAAAAACAAUAAUCAGCACAUGGUGUUCUUGACUCCCUCUAAAAUGCCCUUAAUCUAAAUCUGUGAAAACACUAUUUUGCAGUGAUUAACAGUAUCAAAAAAGUCACAAAGGCUGUCCCAUUGAAUACUUCAUUUAAGAAAGCCUGUUUCAAUCCAGUUCACCAAGGUUUUUGUUUUUUUUUUUCAAAAAAUGUAAGUCUUAUUGCCCCACUUUAACAAAUUGCCUGGUUUUAAAUUUUAGUGGUAGACAGCGUGUUCCUGGGUCAGGGUUUCAUACACAGUAGAGCAGCAACUGUGCUGUGAUCUAGUGAAAGUCAGUUCUUGACACGACUAAGCCCAAUAUGAAAUGUUAUUUUUCUAUGUAUAUUUUGAUAAUUUUCAAUUUUUUUGAAUAAAGUGCUCUGUAUUAAAAGUGA